Messenger RNA from Mizuhopecten yessoensis (Yesso scallop), 2610 nucleotides. RefSeq names its product UDP-GalNAc:beta-1,3-N-acetylgalactosaminyltransferase 2-like. The record is from RefSeq and is a predicted model, not a curated record. Gene Ontology annotation, cellular component: membrane. Lineage: Eukaryota; Metazoa; Mollusca; Bivalvia; Pectinida; Pectinidae. The transcript has 14 exons. The coding region runs from base 147 to 1667 and encodes 506 amino acids. Gene Ontology annotation, molecular function: hexosyltransferase activity.
UACAACUAUGUGCGGGAGAAAAUGAGAUACAGUCUUCAGGAAUAGUUAAGUAUCCAAGGUUCUUAGAGGGCGCUUUGAAAUGCGGGAUUCCCCUACUCGUGGCGGUAAGUCCCGAUCACCUGGCUGGCUGCCGUCAAACGUCAACGAUGUGCACACUGCGGUCGGUGUUGACGAUUUUCGUUGUUGGUGUCAUUGCUUUCCUCAUGCAGCAUUAUGAAGUCCAUCUGUCAUUUAAGAAGGUAUUUGACAGAAGAUAUUGUCUCUGGAACGAUAAGACUGGAGAAACCAGAAGACCUCCCUAUGAUCUGGCUGUAGGAAUCCUGUCAUCAAGGGAUCACUUUGAGGCCCGUGCAGCCAUCCGAGACACAUGGCUGAAGGAACUGAAUACCAACAGAAGGGGGCGUGGCUGGUUUGUGAUUGGAGACACAGAUUGUGACCUUCACCCAGACAACAGAGAAGACCAGUACUGCUGUAAGGAAUGGAAAGUGGCUGCUCCAGUGAAAAGUGAGGAUGUCCAGGUUGUUACCACAGAAAAAGUGUCUGUAAAUGUACAGCAGUCGAGGAUGGACAGAAAACCUGUUCAGGUGUUACAUUUCAAGGUAAUGCAUCCGGUGAUGGUCAGUCGGAUCGGACUGUUAGAUGGAGUUUUGGUAAACAACUCGGCCAUCCAAGUGUCACUGCACGACCGCUCCACAGAGGAAGUGUUGACUACGGCCACGUUUAGUGGAACAGACCCAGGGAUACCCAGGGGACGGUUUCAGUUCCAGCCGGUCGAUCCAGUAAAGCUACCCAAAGGGUUCGAGGGCUACCUGAAUGUGGAUCUGGAUAGUGACCAAGUUGUUGUCCUGUAUGACAAGCUACCAUCUUUGACCUUUACCACAGUUGUCAGCAAUGUGACUGGUGUACUCAAGCUACAGGAUCUGGCCAGUAGCAGUGUGGAGCUAGUCGCAGGACAGAAACCGCAGCCUGUACAUCUGAUGUCCGUGAUGCUGACCGUUCAAGGAAUGGACUCUUUGAAGGAUCACCUCCCUGCACAACAAAAAAUGAACAGGUUCUGGAAGAAGACGCGAGCCUCAAUGGAUUCUAAACUUAGACAGGAGUCGGAGAAAUAUGGAGAUAUAUUGUUUGUGAAUGUCACAGAUGUCUACAGAAAUCUACCAACUAAACUUCUACUGUUUCAUCAGUGGCUUUACAACCAUUUCAAUGCCAGCAAUGUUCUGAAAACAGAUGACGACUGUUUCGUUAAUAUUGGGAGUGUAUUGUCAUAUCUAGAUCAGAUAAAAAUAAAGGACAGAGAAACCUGGUGGGGCAGUUUCCGAGAUCAGUGGUUGGUGGAACAGUGGGGGAAGUGGAGGGAACUAACCUACACUGCAGAUGUGUACCCCAGGUUUGCCUGUGGGGUUGGCAAUUUGGUGUCCAGGGGCAUUCAUACCUGGUUAGGACAAAAUGGCAAUUAUUUAAAAGCAUACCAGGGAGAAGACGUGUCAAUGGGAGUAUGGAUGUCAGCGACCACACUGAGCUAUAUAAAGGAUGAUCGUUGGAAAUGUGAAAAAUACUGCUCCCCAGAUGCUCUGGCAAUACCUGAACUGUCACCACAGGAAGUAAGGACCAUGUGGACUUACAUGGAGACAUGUGGUGACCCCUGUGGGUGUGGAGCCGGAGGGUAGACGACUCUGUCUAACAAUCUAAUAAUGAUGAUUAUAUGACCUUGACAGUCAGUCAGGUCCACCUCAGACCACAACAUUCAGCUAGUCUCACGUGACAUUGAGAAAUGGUCAGUUAUAUGUGACCUUGACAUUCAGUUAGUCUCACGUGACAUUGAAAAUUGAUCAGUUAUAUGUGACCUUGACAUUCAGCUAGUCUCACGUGACAUUGAAAAUUGAUCAGUUAUAUGUGACCUUGACAUUCAGCUAGUCUCACGUGACAUUGAGAAUUGGUCAGUUAUAUGUGACCUGGACAUUCAGCUCGUCUCACGUGACAUUGAAAAUUGAUCAGUUAUAUGUGACCUUGACAUUCAGCUAGUCUCACGUGCCAUUGAGAAAUGGUCAGUUAUAUGUGACCUUGACAUUCAGUUAGUUUCACGUGACAUUGAAAAUUGAUCAGUUAUAUGUGACCUUAACAUUCAGCUAGUCUCACGUGACAUUGAGAAUUGGUCAGUUAUAUGUGACCUGGACAUUCAGCUCGUCUCACGUGACAUUGAAAAUUGAUCAGUUAUAUUUGACCUUGACAUUCAGCUAGUCUCACGUGACAUUGAGAAAUGGUCAGUUAUGUGAUCUUGACAUUCAGCUAGUCUCACGUGACAUUGAAAAUUGAUCAGUUAUAUGUGACCUUGACAUUCAGUUAGUCUCACGCGACAUUGAGAGUUGGUCAGUUAUAUGUGACCUUGAAAUACAGUCAGCAACACAUGGCACGUACAUUAAGCCAGAUGUUCAGUGGUAAAUCUCAAAACUGGUGACAUGAAAGGUCAGAUCAAGAGUACACAGUAUACAAGUAGGCCGCAUCAAGAUGGCAACCGUUCAGUAUGAUUUAUGACUUUCAUUUAUGGAUUUUGUUGAGUUCAGUAAUGGUAAACUGAGAAAAGUUAGAAGCUGCAAUAAAUAAACGUUCUGU